This is a messenger RNA of Arachis duranensis, 1599 nucleotides long. RefSeq lists its product as uncharacterized. Gene Ontology annotation, molecular function: nucleic acid binding; RNA-DNA hybrid ribonuclease activity. Bases 1 to 1599 code for a protein of 532 amino acids. NCBI's taxonomy places the organism in Eukaryota, Viridiplantae, Streptophyta, Magnoliopsida, Fabales, Fabaceae. The transcript has a single exon. Gene Ontology annotation, biological process: DNA integration. The record is from RefSeq and is a predicted model, not a curated record.
AUGAGCAGAGCCCUACAAGGGGCAGAACUAAGGUACAAUAAACUGGAAAAGCUAGCUCUGGCACUCUUGACCACUUCGAGGAGGCUAAAACAAUACUUCCAAGGCCACCAGAUCAUCGUAAGGACGGACCAAGGAAUCCGGCAAGUACUCCAGAAACCAGAUUUGGCAGGAAGAAUGAUGACAUGGUCCAUCGAACUCUCCCAAUACGACAUACGGUACGAGCCUCGACAAGCAAUCAAGGCGCAAGCGAUGGCGGAUUUCCUGGUAGAAGUGACGGGAGAACCAACCGAAGAAACGGGCACACGGUGGAGGCUCCAUGUGGACGGGGCCUCCAACCAGACGUCCGGGGGCGCCGGGAUCAUCCUAGAGAGCCCGGUCGGGGUCAUGUACGAGCAGUCGAUCAAGUUUGAAUUCCCCGUUUCGAACAACCAAGCGGAGUACGAAGGCCUUAUAGGAGGCUUAACCCUAGCGACGGAGGUCGGGGCAACAAGGUUGGAAGUAUGCAGCGAUUCGCAGGUCGUCACCUCCCAAGUAAACGGGAGCUACCAAGCCAGGGACUCGUUACUACAAAAGUACUUGGAGAAAGUCAAGGAUUUGAGCCGAAAGUUUGAGGAAGUCACGAUUCACCACGUUCCGAGAGAAAGGAAUACACGGGCAGACCUCCUAUCGAAGUUGGCUAACACAAAACCGGGAGAAGGCAACCGAUCUCUAAUCCAAGGAAUGAUGAAGGAGCCGGUAGUCACCUUGCACCUCUUAAAGCUAAGCCCCUCGUGGUUGGACCCCAUCACCGACUUCUUAGAAAACGACAGACUUCCCGACAACGAAAAAGAUGCUAAGAAACUGAGAAGGGAAGUAGCCAGGUAUGCGAUCAUCCAGGGUCAAUUGUUCAGGAAAGGAUUCAACCAGCCCCUGCUGAAAUUCCUGCACCCCGACCAAACGGAUUACGUCCUUAGGGAAGUCCAUGAAGGGUGCUGCGGCCAUCACAUAGAAGGCAAAGCCCUGGCAAGAAAAUUAAUCCGGGCCGGAUACUAUUGGCCGUCAAUGAUGGCUGACUCCAAAGAAUUCGUUAGGAAGUGUGUCAAAUGUCAAGAGAACGCCAACUUCCACAGAGCACCGGCGUCUGAACUUAACUUGCUAACGUCCUCUCGGCCAUUCUCACAAUGGGGAGUCGACCUCUUAGGGCCCUUCCCGGUUGGCCCCGGACAAGUCAAGUACCUUAUAGUCGCUAUUGACUACUACACCAAAUGGAUAGAGGCCGAGCCGCUGGCCAGCAUAUCCUCAUCCAAUUGCAGGAAAUUCAUGUGGAGGCAAGUGAUAACACAGUUCGGUAUCCCAGAAGCUGUCAUCUCGGACAACGGAACACAGUUCACCGACAAGAAAUUCACAGAGUUCCUCAUCAGCCUGGGCAUAAAACAGAGGUUCUCCUCGGUGGAACAUCCUCAAACAAACGGGCAGGUCGAGUCCGCAAACAAGAUCAUCCUGCUAGGACUCAAGAAGCGGCUAGACAAUAAGAAGGGUGCUUGGGCCGACGAGCUCGCCUUGGUCCUCUGGUCCUACCGUACAACCGAACAAUCUUCCACUAAAGAGACCCCCUUUUGA